Drosophila biarmipes is the source of this 3194-nucleotide messenger RNA. It is a transcript of the gene TBPH, whose product is annotated as TAR DNA-binding protein 43. The record is from RefSeq and is a predicted model, not a curated record. Gene Ontology annotation, biological process: regulation of gene expression. Gene Ontology annotation, molecular function: RNA binding. Bases 1315 to 2964 code for a protein of 549 amino acids. Gene Ontology annotation, cellular component: nucleoplasm. NCBI's taxonomy places the organism in Eukaryota, Metazoa, Arthropoda, Insecta, Diptera, Drosophilidae. The transcript has 7 exons.
GCAAGCGGAUACAUACAGGAAAAUCGGAACCGAACCGAAAGACCAGGAAAAUAUGGUUCACUUUUCUAAAGAAAAAAUGUUGAAAUAUCAAUUGUAAAUAUUACCUGUUUCUUACUACGCACGGAUUGAAAGUGGAUGUGCAUAAAUAGCGUGUGUUGUGUCGAAAAACGAGCGUGCAACGUGCAGUGAAUACCAGAAUUGAAUUGAAUUGCGUUUGCCUGGGUGUGAAUCGAAUUCGUGUGAGAGAGCGUGCGAGCCUAAAUCUGAGAUUCUGAAUCCACUUGCCAUAUACAGAGUGUCACGAAUAGCGAGUGCCCUGUGGGAGCGCUGUCAGGCCGAGUCAGAUACUUAAGAGCAGCACCUAACUCCUACCAAUAGUGUAAGAAUUGUUGUGUAACCACCUCUGAGGACCUUCUAGGUGCAACUGGGGCUUCCCCGGUGUUUGUGUGUGUGCAGGGCGCAUACGUGUCGCACCUUGCAACACACAGAUAUUGGGGCUCGAAACGUGUGUACAUACCGCCAGUUGGGGCAGACCUAGCCGAUUUCCUCCACUUAUCGAUUAAUACCCCGAUUUAACCCUCUAUAUUUUAACCAUCAUUAUAGUUAUAGUCACAAUAUGAACUAUUAUAUGGUCUUUGGUACAAUGGCAUUUGUAGGUAUAAUAGGUGGUCCUAUCUUCCAUCACAUAAAAUGUUCAUGUAACUUUCAUUUAACGCAAAACAAGAUGAUUGAUAGUCAGAAAAUGUUGGGAUAGUAGAAGCAAAAAGACGUUUUAAGUACCUAUUAUCACUACUUUAUAAUUACUUUAAUAAUUAUUACUGAUUCAGAAAGCAUAACUGGAUUUAACCCUCUAUAAGGCAAAGAUAAUAUAAACUAUUAUACGGUCUUUGGUACAGUGGCAUUGGUAGAUAUAAUAGGUGGUCAUAUCCUCCAUCACAUAAAAUGUUCAUGUAACUUUCAUUUAACGCAAAACAAGAUGAUUGAUAGUCAGAAAAUGUUAGAAGAGUAAAAGCAAAAAGAAGUUUUGAGUACUAAGUAUCACUACUUAUAGUUACUUUAAAACUAUCACCGAUUUAGUAGUCACAAAAGACACCAAAUAUUGGGAUAACAGUGGCACCUAUUAUUGUUUCUUUAUAGUUACUUUAAUUACAGAUUUAGUAGGCUCAGGUAAUAAUCCUUAUUGCAUUACAUUUUGUUCGAAUUCCUUGCCAAAGCUGUCAGCAAUUUCCUCCUUACUUUCAUUUGUACCCGAAACCCCUUUUGUGUUGACUGGGUCAUACGAGUAUUGUGUGUAGAAAGCGUUCAAACUUUGCAAUGCAUCUGGAAAGAACGGAUGAACUGACUGCCUCCUUGGUGAUGGACUUCGUUCAAGUGUCGGAGGAGGAGGGUGACGAGCCCAUCGAGCUGCCAGCCGAGGAAGAUGGCACCUUGCUGCUGUCCACCCUACAGGCCCAGUUUCCGGGGUCCUGCGGUCUUAAGUAUCGCAACCUGGACACAAAGGCGGUUCGCGGCGUGCGCUCCAACGAGGGCAGACUGUUUCCGCCCAGCGUGGACUCGGGAUGGGGGGAGUACCUCUACUUCUGUGUGUUCCCCAAGGAAAACAAGCGGAAGAGCGACGAUAACCUGGAGAACUCGACGGCCAAGACCAAACGGAUCGAGACCCGCUUGCGAUGCACUGAUCUUAUAGUGCUGGGCUUGCCCUGGAAGACAACUGAGGACAGUUUGCGGGAGUACUUUGAGACCUUUGGCGAAGUGCUGAUGGCCCAGAUCAAGAAGGACACCAAGUCGGGCCAGUCCAAGGGCUUUGGGUUCGUGCGCUUUGGGUCCUACGAUGCCCAGAUGCGCGUCCUCUCCAACCGUCACCUUAUCGACGGUCGUUGGUGCGAGGUCAAGGUGCCCAACUCCAAGGGCAUGGGACACCAGGUGCCUUGCAAGGUCUUCGUUGGCCGCUGCACAGAGGACAUAAACUCGGACGACUUGCGCGAGUAUUUUUCCAAAUUUGGCGAGGUCACGGACGUGUUUAUUCCCCGACCCUUUAGGGCAUUUAGUUUCGUCACUUUUCUCGAUCCUGACGUGGCACAGUCCCUCUGCGGAGAGGAUCACAUAAUCAAGGGAGUUUCGGUGCAUGUGUCGAAUGCUGCCCCAAAAGCCGAGCAAAACCGGAAUCAGCAGGCUCAGAGCUACAAUUACAACUCGGCCAACAGCUUCGGCAUGCACUCCUACCACCCGCAGGGUAACCACAUGAACGGCGGCCGAAAUGGACACCACAGAGGUAAUAACCAACACAGUGCUCACGGCGGUGAGAACCCCAUCAUCGCCAAUAAUCAUAACAACAAUAGCACUGCCGGCUACGGUAUGGGUGGCAAUAAUUACGGCGGAAAUACGGGCGGGGGCUACCAUAACAACGGCAGUAAUCACUCCAACGGCGGGAACGCAAAUCGCCAGGACCCAGGCGCCCAGUACAGCAGUAGGCAGGCGAAUUUCCAUGGAAUGAAUCAGACCCACAACGGCAACGUGGGCGGCAGCAAUGGCUGGAUGAACCGGGGGCACCUGGACAUGCCCAAUCUGCAGGCACUGGGCAUCAAUUCCCAGGGUUCGAGCUCCUCCAACCAGGGCCAGAAUAUGAGCAACCAGUCGAUGCUCAAUCUCAACUCCUUGCCGAUUAAUCCCGCACUGGUCGCUGCAGCCCUGAACCAGUGGAGCCUGGUCGGCAACCAGCUGCAGAAUCAAAAUCAGGACCAACAGGGAGGAAAUUUUUUAUCCUGGAUGGCGCAGAACGGUGGCCACAACAACGCCAACAACUUUGGCGGACGGAAGGGAUCUAAUAACCCCAACAAUCCGGGUGCCAACGGGAUGAACAAGCCAGACAACUCGGGCUGCAACGACCAACAGAACGGUAACACCGGGUGGUCGAACCAGAGCAGCGGAUCUCAAAACUCCGUGGAAAAGUCAAACUUUCUUUAAGGCGGUACCAAGAGCACGUUUGGGCACCAACUAAUGGGGUUAAUAAUAGUUGGAUUAAACCAAAAACUCUGUAGCUUACUUAAAUACAUAUAUAUGUAUUCUACAAUUUAAAAUUAAGAAUUGUAUUUAAAAUGUAAUAGAUAUUUUGAUAAAUGUAAGCAAAGAUGACACUUGAUGGAUAACAUAGCAAUUUAUGGAACUCUGCAAAAUAAAAUCUGCGAUAAAGCUCA